Biomphalaria glabrata is the source of this 3113-nucleotide messenger RNA. RefSeq names its product sodium-coupled monocarboxylate transporter 1-like. The record is from RefSeq and is a predicted model, not a curated record. The transcript has 7 exons. Gene Ontology annotation, cellular component: membrane. The coding region runs from base 577 to 2385 and encodes 602 amino acids. Gene Ontology annotation, molecular function: symporter activity. Lineage: Eukaryota; Metazoa; Mollusca; Gastropoda; Planorbidae. Gene Ontology annotation, biological process: transmembrane transport; sodium ion transport.
UAUUACACGGAGGAAGUCUCGUCUUUUCACACCAUCAGCCCAGUAAUUGACAGUCAGUGAAAAGUAAAUACACAGUUGUCUUAUCUUAAAUAACCCAUACGUCUCAUGGUCAAACCAUUUGUUUGGAAAGUAGCCUAAGGCUUUUUUCUAUGAUACUUAUUAUCAUGUUAAUUAAAAAAAAAAAAAGAACCGUGUCAAAGUCAAUAAUUAAGCAACUGUUAAUCAUAAGCAAUAAUAUGAUGAAAUGUAUAAUGUAGGCCUUAGGAAUCUUUAAUGACAGAGUUGAACGUCUAAUGAAGUAAUGCAUUAACUAUGGCUGAUAUUAGGAUGCUUUGAUAUUUUGUUCAUUUGUCACGUCCGUAGACUUUGAAAGGUUUAAAAUAAAAGGGCUAAAGGAAUUCCCAUUAGUUGAAGAGUGGUAUGCGAAAUAAGACUAUUAUUUGCUAAAGACAACUAUACAGAAACUCGUUAUAUUCUAAAGAGACUCGUAAGGACAAUUUAUUUUUUUAGCUGAUUUUUCGAGGUACACUCUUCAAACAUUGUGUUCGAUUUUUGUUUUGUUUUGACUUGUUGGAAAUGAGUGGCAAUGUCGGCCUACAGAUUGCCGACUACGUGGUCAUUGCAGUCAUGCUAUUUAUUCCACUGGCCGUUGGAGUGUUUUUCGCCAUCAAAGACGCCAAAAAGACUAAUCGAGAUGAAUAUUUGUUUGGAGGAAGAAAGAUGUCGAUGCUUCCUGUGGCAUUGUCUAUCUUUGCAACAUUCAUGUCCGCUAUUUCUAUGAUGGGAAUACCAACAGAAGUGUACUAUUAUGGAGCUAUGCACACAACGUUUCAAAUUGGAUUUGCUUUGUCGUUUUUGAUUGGCUAUGUGACAAUGAUACCUCUUAUAUACCCACUACACGUGACCAGUAUCUAUCAAUAUUUACGUCUGAGAUUUCAGUCAGAGCUCGUACGUAACUCUGUGCUGACUCUUGCAAUGAUACAAACAUUUUUCUACAUGGCUAUUGCAUUACUUACACCGGCGCUGGCUUUACAAGCGGCAGCUGGAAUACCUUUUUAUGUGUCUGUGUUAAUAGUCGGCUCUAUUGGCACAAUUUACACGGCAAUAGGCGGCAUCAAGAGUGUUGUGUGGACGGACGCCUUCCAGUGUUGUAUUAUGAUCACUGGACUCAUGGUCAUGAUUGGAAAAGGUUUCUCCCUCGUGGGCGGAGCUGACAAAGUUUGGAGCAAGGCAGAAGCUGGAGGUAGAACAAACUUCCUGCAGUUCAGUCCUGACCCAAGGUCUCGAUCUACUUGGUGGAGUACACUCAUAGGCGGCUGCUUCAUGUGGCUGACAAAUGUCUUCAACCAAUCAACAACACAGAGAGUCUGUGCUAUGAGGACAAUGAAGGAAGCCAAAAUCACCUUCGUCAUUAAUUUCUUCAUGUGUAUCUUUUAUGGCGGAUUUUUAUUCGCUGUUGGCAUUGUGAUUUACGCUUACUUUGAUCACAUCCAGUGUGACCCUUACAAUGCUGGAUUGAUCAGUAAUAAAAAUCAGCUUCCUCCAUAUUUUGUUCUACAUGUUUUACAAGACCUUCCUGGCAUGUCUGGGCUCUACAUGUCGUCCAUCUUUAGCGGUGCACUGAGCACUUUGUCUUCAGGUAUGAACGCUCUGGCUGCUAAUACAGUUGAAGACAUACUGCAGCGACCACUGAGAAACUUCACAGAGCAAAGGUCAACGUUAAUGACCAAACUCCUUGUCCUAGUCUACGGAGUUCUCAUCGUUGUCGUGGCUUACCUGGCCAGAACUAUGACAGGAAGUGUUGCACAGAUGACAUUGUCUGUGUUCGGUGCCUGUGGGGGUCCUAUUCUUGGUGUCUUUUUGCUGGGUGCCUGUUUUCCUUCUGGGAACAAAUAUGGCGCACUGGUAGGUGGCGCCUUAGCUUUGACAUUGACAAUGUGGAUGUCUGUUGGUAAUCAGCUGUACGGCAAGGCCCCUCCGACCUUACCGUCUCCUUCUACGGACAUGUGUUUCACUAACGAAUCUGACCCCUUUUUAUCUGAAUGGACCACAAACAAUUCUACCUGGCAUACGAACGCAUCUUCUAUGAACACGAAAGUCAUAUCAAAUCAAACCGAUGUCGGCUUUUCCCUAUUCUUGUACAAUAUUACUUACGAAUGGUAUGGUUGUAUCGGCACAGUGGUCAGCUUGGUGGUCGGCCUCUUGGUCAGUCUCUGCACUUGCAAAUGGCAACAGCCAACACACAAUGCGAGACUUAUAUUUCCUUUUCUAGCCAAAGUUUGGUCUCUCCCAAAGGUGGACCGUGAAACUAAUGGAAAAGCACUUGAAAAAUUACUGGACUACGAAACACAAAUACAAGCACAAAAUAAUAGUCUAAUGUCCUAGCUAUAGAUUGACUACGUCUAUAUGGAAAUACAAAUGUGAGCAUACAAAUCAAUAAAGUUGUUUUGUGUGUGUUUAUUUUUUGCUCAUGUAAAUGUCUCGUCAUUAUUCUUAGAGUUUCAAUCAUAAACAUCUCUUUUAUGUCUAGAUUUAGUUGAGAUUUUGUAUGCAUGGAGAGUAUCGAGAAAUAGUAAGCUAUUUACUUUAUCCGAUGUAGAGAGAAUGGAAGUAUUGUUAAGAGAAUUAUAGGACACUAGUCGACCGGCGGCGUAGCAUACGCGCUAUUUUGCAGGUCCGGCCUUAGUUGACCGCAGUGGGCUCCGCACUUAUGCGACCGCAGUAGGCCCUGCAUUUUCAUAGGACCCGCGCUAAUUAUAAGUGUAUUGUCACGUACACUAUGACCAUAUAUGGUAACAGUUUUGAGUUGUUCGCCGACUUAGCUCGAAAUAGCAGGGAAACAUUAGACUGCAAUGAUUGGUUGGUCUGGGAGGAGUAAGUUGUUGAUCACGUGAUUACAAGCUGAAACCCGGGGAAGAUGCAAAAUAGCCUCAGUCGGUUGUAAAGAUUUGUAGGGAUAAGAUCUAACUUGUAUGUAGUUAAGAAUAUAUAUUUUAUUCGUAUCAAGACUCAGAUAUGUUAUUGAAUAGAUCAGUUAUUCAAGUACAUUUUAACCAUUGUAACUAUUUGUGUAUAGUGUUUUCAAGUUAUUAAUUAAAGUAAUUGUUUUUAAA